AUGACAAUUGAUCCAUCCCUUGACAAACUCUUCUACUCCUUGUUAACCAAAGAUGAUUUUUCUGGGUAUGAGGAUCCUGACAAGUUUAAAAAGUGGAUUCCAAAAAUUGAAGCAUAUCGUCAAAAGCUAGAUGAUUCGGUUCCCCCAGAACUCAAAGUGGAGUUGCCAGACUCAAUUGACAGCUUGAAAGCAAAUCAAUUCAAUGCAAUGCAAUAUUUAUACGACGAAAAGUUGUUGUCGCCUCAUGAUUUUGCGAUUACGGAUUCCCUGGGAACUCUGAUUGCUUAUAAAAUAGCUUCUGGUGAGUGGACUGCUGUUGAGGUGUUUAAAGCUUUUACCAAGAGAGCCGUUUUAGCUCAUCAGUUUACCAAUUGUGCCGUUGAAUUCUUUGUUGACGAAGGUCUUGCAAGGGCUAAAGAAUUGGAUGAAUAUUACACAGCACAUGGUAAGACAGUUGGUCCAUUACAUGGAUUGCCGAUAUCUCUAAAAGAGCAUAUAUCAUUAAAAGGCAGGAUUGGACAUUCGGGCAUUGUGUCGUUGCUAGACAACAUAGCUGACAAAGAUGCCGUAACUGCAACAAUUUUGUACAAUUUAGGUGCUGUUUUCUACGUUAGAACUAACGAACCCCAUGCUUUGUUGCCGUUAGACUCUGGAAAUAAUAUAACUGGGUUUACAAAAUGUCCCUUCAAUCUACUUUUAUCAAGCGGUGGUUCAUCAUCUGGUGAAGGAGCAAAUAUUGCCUAUGGCGGAAGUGUUAUUGGUGUUGGCUCGGAUAUUGGUGGUUCCAUUAGAUCUCCAGCAGCCUUUUCAGGGUGCCAUGGAUUGAGACCAUCGUCAAGGAGAAUCUCUUGUAGAGGGUUAGUUGGGGGAGAAGGUGGCCAAGAGAGUGUGGUAGGGGUGCUUGGGCCAUUGUCACGAACAAUUGAGGACAUUAACUUGUUCAUGAAGCUGUACAUAAAUGACGGCAAACCCUGGCUUCGUGAUCCGUGGAGUUUGCCAAUGGAAUGGAGAGAAGUUCCUGUCCCCGAAUUGUCCAAAUUGAAAAUUGCCGUUGUUAGGGACGAUGGUGUUUGCAGGGCAACGCCACCUAUUCGCCGUGGAUUGAACCAAGUAGUCGAAAAGUUGAAACUGGCUGGUGUUGAGUUAGUAGAGUUUGUGCCAAAGAAUGGACGAUUGGCGUAUGAUGUAGCUGCGAAGCUAUCCACCUGUGAUGGUAAUAGAGAAUUGCGUGAGUUAUUCUCAGCAUCGGGAGAGCCAUUACCAAGAUUGACAAAAUGGUACUUGAACAUAGGUGAAGGGAGAAGGGAGUUAACCGUUCAUGAGAAUCGUGAACUUAACUCAAAAAGGGAUAGAUUGAGGGAGGAAUAUAGUGACUAUCUUAUUGAAAAUAAAAUUGAUUUCUUCCUUGGUCCUGCCUACGAUAACGUUGCUCCAAAGGAAGAAGAGGUAUACAACGAAUCCUACACUUUGAUUUACAACUUGUUAGAUUUCCCAAGUUUAGUUUUUCAAACAGGGUUAUUUCAGGAUCCCAAAAUUGAUGUGUGGCAAAAGGAGGACUUGGAUUAUAAAUACAGAAGUGGCAUGGAGGAAUUAGAGAAUAGAAGUUAUGACCCUAAACAAUUUGUAGGGGCACCAAUUGCUCUACAACUAAGCGGAAGGAGGUAUUUUGAUGAGGAAGUCGUGGCUGCGUCUAAAGCGAUUGUAGAUUUUCUUGGUGUCGAUUUGUUAAAAAGACAGUAA
Molecule: messenger RNA, 1740 nt
Organism: Lodderomyces margitis
Lineage: Eukaryota; Fungi; Ascomycota; Pichiomycetes; Serinales; Debaryomycetaceae
Exons: 1
Coding region: 1-1740 (579 amino acids)
Source: RefSeq, a predicted model, not a curated record